Messenger RNA from Xylona heveae TC161, 2289 nucleotides. RefSeq names its product PLP-dependent transferase. Bases 249 to 1853 code for a protein of 534 amino acids. Gene Ontology annotation, biological process: aromatic amino acid catabolic process; L-tyrosine biosynthetic process. The record is from RefSeq and is a predicted model, not a curated record. The transcript has 8 exons. Lineage: Eukaryota; Fungi; Ascomycota; Xylonomycetes; Xylonales; Xylonaceae. Gene Ontology annotation, molecular function: L-2-aminoadipate:2-oxoglutarate transaminase activity; pyridoxal phosphate binding; aromatic-amino-acid:2-oxoglutarate transaminase activity.
GGAGUCAUUCCUACCGUCCCUCCCCCGCCCUGUCUUUGAUCAGCCUUCCGACCCUCAAUUUCCCUUCUUUUAUUUCUUUCAAUUUGUUCAGCCCCGAGACGUCUCAUUCAUACGUCUUUUUUUCUUCGAUUUCAACUUUUCCACAGUUUCUUUGUGCAGGUCGACACUCUUACAACACCCAAGAGACGGCAUUGUUUGACCAUUACAACACAUAGUCCUCAUUUAAACAACACACCGACAAAUCGAAAAUGGCUCCUCCCUCUGCUGUCGAUAUCGAAGGUGUUACAGAUACCUCUGCGGUUGUUGUCACCGAACCAUUGACCGUCAACGGAGUCCCGGUCAAGCGUGCCAAGUCGGGCAAGUUGGUGGCUGGCGUUGCCGCUGGUACAAGCAGUGAUUUCUUUAAGAGCACAAGCUGCCAAUUCAAGCCCAAAUCGAAGAAUUUUGAACACCGUCUGACCGAGGAAGCUGCUUCCAGAGCGGCCCCUAGUCUCAAGGGAUUGGCCAAAUACCUUUCCAAGCCCGGCAUUCUAUCUCUUGGUGGAGGUCUCCCUUCGAGCGAAUUCUUUCCUUUUGAGAGUAUAGAUAUCAAGGUCCCUCAAGUAGGCCAGUUCUCCGAGCAAGAGACGAGAGAGUCGGGUGUUCAAGUUCAUGCUGGAAAACAUGAUGUUAUCGAAGACAAGAGCGUCUUUGAUCUCUCGAUUGCCUUGAACUACGCCCAGGGCACCGGCUCUGCUCAGAUGCUUCGAUAUGUCACCGAGCACACGGAGAUCAUCCAUGACCCUCCCUACAGCAACUGGCAAUGCGCCCUCAGCGUCGGAAGCACUUCUUCUCUGGAUAUGCUCUAUAGAAUGUUCGUCCGCCGCGGAGACUACGUCUUGUCCGAGGAAUACAUGUUUGCCACUGCGGCCGAAGCCUUGCACCCCAUGGGUGUCAAGAUCGCCGGCAUCAAGAUGGAUUCGGAGGGUUUGAUUGCUGAGGACCUCGAGGAGACUCUGAACAACUGGAAUGAGGAGGAGCGCGGAGCCAAGAAGCCUUUCGUUCUUUACCUGGUACCCACCGGCCAGAACCCCACUGGUGCCACCAUGAGCUUCGAGCGUAGAAAGCAAGUCUACAAGGUCGCACAGAAGCAUGACCUGAUUAUCUUCGAGGACGAGCCAUACUAUUAUCUUCAGAUGCAACCUUACCAAGGCCCUGAUGCGCCGCAGGCACCGCCGCCAGCCUCGCACGAGGAGUUUGUCAAGGCACUCGUGCCCUCAUUCCUGAGCAUCGAUACCGACGGUCGCGUCAUCCGUCUGGAUUCCUUCUCCAAGGUCAUCGCCCCUGGAGCUCGUGUCGGUUGGAUAGUUGCUCCCGACCACAUUGUCGAUAAGUUUGUCCGCUUGUCCGAGGUGUCCGUCCAGACCGCAAGCGGCAUGUCUCAAAUGAUUCUCUUCAAGCUCCUUGACGAGACCUGGGGACACGGUGGCUACUUGGAUUGGCUCAUUCACAUUCGUGUAGAGUAUACCAAGCGUCGUGAUGUCCUGCUGCAUGCUUGCGAGGCUUAUCUUCCUGGUGAGAUUGCCUCGUGGACACCUCCUGCCGCCGGCAUGUUUCACUGGAUUAAGCUGGACUGGAAGCAACACCCGCACGCCUCCACCAAGGGUGUUCGCGGCAUCGAGGAAGAGAUCCUCGAGACAUGCAUUGACAAGGGAGUGCUCCUUGUCCCUGGAAGCUGGUUCCUUGCCGAAAAGUCCAUUGAGCCCACCGAGCUCUUCCUCCGCGCCACCUUUGCUUCGGCGCCUUUUGACAAGAUGUCUGAGGCCAUCAAGCGGUUGGGCGAAGCCAUCCGGGCUUCAUUUGGCUUGCACUAGAGUGCAACAUACACCUUGCUGACAGCAGUCAUUUACAACUAUCGUCACUAUCGACAGGGGCCACGUGGAAAAUCUUAUGAUGAAUGAGAACGUCAUACCAAGGCAUAGAUUUCUCCUUUGAACAUUUGGAGUGAGCUGCGUGCCUGGACGCAUGCACGGAUUUUUUCGGUAACAUGAAAAGUGCCAAGUCAUUAUGUGCAUUGGUCAUUUUGGGGUUCUUCAAAAGACCAGAAAAUUUCCUUAUUUUUCCCUCUCUUCGACCUCUUACAAGAGCGAAAAUGGUAGGGAGCUUGUUUCGAUUUUGCUGAUCAUCCAAUUCGAUAUCUGCCAUCAAUUUCCCCUUUCUCGACUUUUGUUUAUAUAUAGAGCGGGGGGUUUGUGCAGUGACAUGCCUUCUCUUUGAUGGGCUAGUAUAUGCACAUUAUCUUUGGGAGUC